AACAGCAGUGUAAUUGUAAAUGUACACACACACACACAUCGAUCACGCAACAGCUAGCCUCAUCCAGGGCUAGAAUUGACGGAUGACAAACAAAUAAUAUGACAAUCAGUCCAUAUUCUACAAUCCUCAUGUGACUAUAAUCACUGUCAUUUCCUCUUCAUUUCCCUCUACGAAUAACCAAAGAACAAAAUGGACAAUCUUCUUAAGAACCUUGGCGGAGUGACACUGAAAUCUCUACUGGAGAAUCCGAGUCUUUUGCAGCCUCCGCAGUUGGCUUCCCUCCACCUCGACGACGGACUACCUGCCGCUGCUAUGGCCGCUGCGGCCACCCUUGAAAGUGUCGCUGCGGACAACGUCACUAAGGAAAAAGAACGCAUUACCAGCAGCAUGACCGCCAAAGAACUUCUUGAGAAAAAAGUAAAGGAAGUCGAAGGCGACUUCUUUGCACCGACAGAUUUUGGAGCAGCUUUCUUGGGACCCAACUUAUGGGACAAGACGUACGGUGAUGAUGAUUUCAACUUCAAACUGGAAUACAUGGAGUUAGAUGAGUUUCUAUCCGAGAACGGCCUCCCAAUGAGCUCUGUGGAUAAUGUGUUGACAAUUGAGCAACAAAAGGAAGAGGACAUUUCUAAGAAGGACUGCGAGGAAGUAGAUUCUAAUGUCUCCGAUGUGAACUAUCAAAGCGAUUCUGAAAUUCCAGAAUCUUUAGAACCAUCUAAUUCGCACCAUGCCGCUGGUACACCGAGCCCGAUUAAUGUGGAUGUUAACUUUGACAUGGAUGCUACUGAUGCUGCCCUAGCAACAGUCCCGGGUCAAGACGUCUAUGAUCCUCGUACUAGAACCUUCUCAGAAGAGGAACUGAAGCCUCAACCCAUGAUCAAGAAAUCUCGCAAGGUGUACGUUCUUCCGGACCAAAAGGAUGACAAAUAUUGGGACAGACGUAAAAAGAACAACAUCGCUGCCAAACGCUCACGGGACGCCAGGCGUAUCAAGGAGAAUCAGAUCAGUAUGAGAGCAGCGUUCUUGGAGAAAGAGAACAAUGUCUUGCGGAAGGAGCUAUUGGCAGUCAAGAAAGAUAAUGUCAACCUUAAAGGAAUCGUCAAGAGCUAUGAAAGAAAGCUUGGAAUACAGUGAUCAUGAAAACAAAAAGUUGCAAAAAAAUGUCAAGAGGAGAUCUUAGUGCAGCAGGACUUGAGAGUUUUUAUCUUGAAAGAGUAGACAUGACUCUUUGUAAAUUAAGAGUGACUUGCAUGUACCUCAUUUCUACCCAGAAGAACUUGUAAGAUUGAUAAAGUGAUUGCUUGGCAUGUUUUGUUCAGGUUUCAGAAGAAGGAACAAAUUGCAGUAUUACUCCCUCCUCUUUUCUCCCCCUACCCAAACUCCUCUAAAUUUAAUCUUUUAAAUUAAUUUUUUUUUUAUGUCUGGCUGUAGUAAAGAUGUUUUUUGUUACUGAGCAUUGCACACAGAUCACUGUAUGUCUAUGUAAGUUUUAUUGCAAAAUUGUAAAGGUUUUUAUCAAUGAUUGAAGGUAUUGCAAAGUCAUAAACUUCUCUAGGUUAAUAUUGCAACAGCUAUCAUGUUGUUGGGUACUGGUGAAAAGCAACAGGGGGGGGGGGGGGUUGUUAACACUACACAAAAAUGUCUUAGUAUGGCCCCCCUAAUCAAUGACAGGACUUGGUAAAGUGUUUGCCUAAAGUUGUGGCUCUGUGCCAAGCUGUCAUUUAGGAAUGUGACCUUAUCUUUUGAUUCAGCUCUAAAAUAAUUAUACAAGGUGGGGAAAUUUUCACCUGAAACUUGAAGAAAUUUUUUACAGUAGGACAAAUAUUCGGUGUUGUAGUUGGCGUGGUCACGUUAAUGUUUGGACAAUAAAAAUGUAUAUUUCUGUAAAAAAAAAAAAAAAAAGACUCUCGUUAAGACUCUUGGAAAAUGUUUUUCUGAAAAUUCAUUGCAAAAAAAGAGAGCAAAAAACAGGUCUGUGGGCUCUUCCUCUUGUUUAAGAACAUUUUUUGAACUUGGUUUUGCCUUCACAUUGUAAAUAUUUGAAAAAAAAACAUAUACGCUUUAUGUUAGUACAUACUCUUAGUUAUUUUUUUGGAGAAGGACUUGGUAAGAUUUUGGGUUUCCUCAGACUUGUUGGUGUGUGUAAACCUUUUUGACCGGGUUUGGCUUUUGUAGACCAUUACUUGUUUUACCCCCACCACAGGUCUGGUGAGUCACUCUUAUUGUAUAUACUAUUAAAAGUGGUUUACAUUUACAUUAACCCUCCCACCAUUGGUGCCAUUUUGCUAGACAGUCGACCAAUCUUUAAAAUGCCCCAUACUGUCUGGUUUGAAUGUGAAUUUGACGAUUUAAACUUGUGCAUAUUUCUCAUCUGCAAUGCAAUGCAAUGCAUUAAACAAAAAAUAACAUUUUUUUGCAAUUCAUUGCUGUCAUGAAAGCAUGGUACCAGCAAAUUCUGUGUGCCAUAUGUUUUUGAACUGAUUAGAAUUAUUAGUAAAAAGUACAUGCUAUGAUUAAUUAGAUUCAAACAUUCUGCUUCUUCAAACAUUACAGGGAUUUAAAUGGAUCUUUUGUGAUAUAUAAAAGGGAUUUCAGUUAAAGCAGAUAAGAUAGUACAUCAUUGUGUUUGUUAAGUUGUUCUUCGUUUUGAGAGAUUACCAAACUUUCAUCCAGUUUUUAAUGAACACUUUACGGCCAACCUUUGUUCAAGUUUGAUUAAAAACACAGAAAAACAAUCAA
This is a messenger RNA of Asterias rubens (European starfish), 2739 nucleotides long. Its product is annotated as thyrotroph embryonic factor-like. Gene Ontology annotation, biological process: regulation of transcription by RNA polymerase II. Gene Ontology annotation, cellular component: nucleus. The transcript is spliced from 4 exons. Bases 190 to 1134 code for a protein of 314 amino acids. Gene Ontology annotation, molecular function: DNA-binding transcription factor activity, RNA polymerase II-specific; RNA polymerase II cis-regulatory region sequence-specific DNA binding. Lineage: Eukaryota; Metazoa; Echinodermata; Asteroidea; Forcipulatida; Asteriidae. The record is from RefSeq and is a predicted model, not a curated record.